This is a messenger RNA of Lachnellula hyalina, 1446 nucleotides long. Its product is annotated as Universal stress protein A family protein. The coding region runs from base 1 to 1446 and encodes 481 amino acids. NCBI's taxonomy places the organism in Eukaryota, Fungi, Ascomycota, Leotiomycetes, Helotiales, Lachnaceae. The record is from RefSeq and is a predicted model, not a curated record. The transcript is spliced from 3 exons.
AUGGCUGCGCUUUCGAAUUCCAUUCCCCAUCCCACCUCUCCGCGCCUUGCCGAAUCGUCGCCCUCCGUCUCCCCUUUGACUCUCCCUCGCGGAGACAGCUUUCCCAAUCUCCAUUCUCAGCGUCUUGACCGCAUUGUCGAGCACGAGGUGGCAGACCAUGGCCGCACUCAGUUUCGUGAUCGAACUGCUUCUCUCACCAGCAUCUCCUUCAAGGGCCCCUUCCCAACUGAGUCGUCCAAAGCCAAGGGCAAAUCUCGUUCUUCGAGCCUGAGAGGCGCAUCCCCGCCGCCGCCGUCGUUCCAGCAUCAUGUAUCCUUCGACAACUUCGCGGCCGCAGAACCGACAGUAAACAACACCAUUUCGUUUACUCUAAAUGUCAAGCAUACGGGAUAUCAAUUCAAGAGACGCUCGCGCACGUUCAUGGUCGGCAUAGAUGAGAAUGAUUACUCGAAUAUUGCGUUACAAUGGAUGCUGGAAGAAUUGGUGGACGAUGGGGAUGAGAUUGUUUGUCUCAGAGUUGUGGAUAAAGGCUCAAAGAUCAUCAGCAAUAGCAAUUUGGAGGUGAAGAGAUACCAGGAAGAGGCAAAGGAAAUGAUGAACCGGAUUCAGUCGAAGAAUGACGAUAAUAGAGCCAUUAGCAUUGUUCUGGAAUUUGCAUUUGGGAAGCUAUCUUCUACGUUCUUGCAAAUGAUCCAAAUCUAUGAACCGGCUAUGCUGAUUGUUGGAACUCGAGGUCGAAGCUUGGGAGGAGUACAAGGACUAGUCAGCCAGCGAAAUUCCUUCUCGAAAUGGUGUCUACAAUACUCGCCAAUUCCAGUUGUAGUAGUACGACCUACCGAGAAGAGAAUCAAGAAGAAAAACAAGCGAGGGGCAGAUCCAACACGGCAAGACUAUGCUCGAAUCUUGAGGGAAAGCGGGAUCGAGGAGCACGAGACAAACGUCGGUGCGAACCAUAUUGAUUUCGAAACCUCAAACAGCCCAGAUGGAGAAGCCCAUGCAGUAGCAGCAGCUCUCGGCUUACCCGCCGCUUUUGACCCUACACUGAAGCCGAUAAACCUCCCCGGCAGCCAUACCUUGAAGAAAGUCGACUCGGGAAACAGCGAAGUAACGAGUAUUUCCAAAAGCAGCAUUUCUCCCGACUCUCGCCCCAACAGCCCAUCCAUUGUCAUGAAACGCGCAAAAUCCCAGCUCGACAGUCCCGGCGCAUCAGGCGACGAAUCUAGCGAUGAUGACGAAGAGGGGGAAUUCGAAGUCACACCUGGUCUUGCACUGUUAGAUCAAGACGAAGGUCCGCGUCCGGAAAUCCAGAAGAAGAUGAAGCUGCAUGAGAUGGAGGUCGGUGAGGCGCAGGCUCUGCAGGGUAGGAAGAGUAGUAUAGGGAGUGUGGAUAGUUUAGCUUCGGGGAGGGGGCGCGUGCCUGAUAUCGAGGAUGAGGAUGAGGGUUAG